Meloidogyne enterolobii is the source of this 388-nucleotide messenger RNA. NCBI's taxonomy places the organism in Eukaryota, Metazoa, Nematoda, Chromadorea, Rhabditida, Meloidogynidae. The record is from the annotation of a GenBank genome assembly.
UUUAAAAUAUUUAAUUAAGUCUUCAAACAAAAAAUAUAAUUUAAAAAAUAAUUUCAAUUUUUCAGCCUCCAUUCUGCCCAGAUUUAAUAACUUCACAGCCAGAUUCUGUUUUAGCCGAUUUACCUUCCUCAUUCAAACAAAGGCGUCGACGUGUUCACCGUCGACAUUUAUUAAUUCAAAAAGAAGAAAAAAAUAUUUUGGGAAUGACAGAAAUUAAUGUUAAAGUUAAUUUUUGUGUUUUUGAGAAGAAUAUAACAACAACAACAGCAAAUAGUACAUGUAAAAUAAAUUCUUCUCAAAGAGAAGGAAAAGAAGAAAAUCAAACAAUUAUAAAAACUCUUCCAGAAAACCAAAUAAAAAAUGGUAAAAAUAAAAUAUAAAUAAUUUU